Messenger RNA from Cladocopium goreaui, 1224 nucleotides. The record is from the annotation of a GenBank genome assembly. NCBI's taxonomy places the organism in Eukaryota, Dinophyceae, Suessiales, Symbiodiniaceae.
AUGGCAAUGGACAUCGCUUUUGGUGGGAAACCUAUGGACUUGUUGACGCCAGAGGGAUUCUUGGGGGCAGUUUACCAUGCCUGCAGGCUGGAACCUGGGACUGGUGCUCUUGCAGCACCAGUCUGUCACAAGAUCAUCAAUGAGUUGCCUGACUUCAAGCCAACUUGGUUACCAGAGCUCCCUCCGGUUGAAAUGGCUGUCAAGUACGUUGAUGGCAGUGGAAAACAAAGAGUGAAGGGAGGUUCUUCUUUGAAAGCCAGUCAAAGCUACCCUCUUCAGUUUGGAAGAGCCCUGUCCAAAUUGAGAAGCCGCCAUUCCAAUCAGCUCCGAAAGGAUGCAAGGGCAACCUUGAAGAUGACAGACGAGAAGCAGUCGAAGCGUGGCAAGGUUGAGAAAAAGGAAAAGGUGAAGGACAAGAAGCCCACAAAGAAUGACUUAGCGAAGACCGACAAGAAAGACCGACCCAAUCCCAAGAAGGCCGAGGAGAAGAAGGCAGCAGUGAAAGUGUCAAAAGACAAGUCCCAGAAGAAGAGUGCAUCGUCCAAGGUACCAAAGGAAGAGCAGAAGAAGGCAGCAGCGAAGACCGACAAGAAAGACUUGGCAGUACCAGAAAAGAAGCAUAAAGCAACACCGGUGCAGCCAGUUGAGAAGCAUGAGAAAAAAAGAAAAGACAAGGCAGAGUGCAAGAACAGCAAACCACCUGUGCUUGCUAUCCGAGAUGCUCCGUCCCGAAGAUGCACUACCAAGACCCGUCCUGAAACCGAGCCAGACACUAGCUUCAUGACACCUCCCGAGCAUGUGCGACGAAUGUCAUCGCCUUCCUUGUCACAGGCGUCAGACACCUCGUUGGCAAAGUAUGAAAGGGAAGCCGAGAAAGCAAACAUGAACCUUGAGGACUACCUGCAGAAAGUCUCAUCGGAAGAGCUUGAGAAGGCAGUCGAGGCACGCAUGAAAGAAAUUGUUGAGACGAGUGAUGGACAAGAGAAGGAAGGGAAGGAGAAAGAAGAGCAGAAAGACGAAGACAAGGAAGAGGAGAAAGAAGAAGAGAAGUCUUCGAGCGCUUCCAGCAGCGAUGCAGAAGUGAGUGAUGCUUCUGAUGAUGAAGAAGAUGUCAGUGCUAGUCUCGGGAAAGAGCAUGAAGGAACUGAUGAAGGCUUAGAUGGAGAACCUUUAUCGGAUGAUGAGGGCGAAGAGAAGAGCGAGGCGGAACUUGACAGUGAUGAA